AUGGAUCCUUCAUCAUCUUCAAAUCCCAGCUCGAACCGACAGGAAUUGAUACGCAAUGCGGUCUUAUUCCUCAAUGAUCCAAAAGUUCAUUCAUCUUCACUCACAUCCCGAAUCCAAUUUCUAGAAUCAAAGGGAUUAAAUGAACCUGAAAUCCAACAGGCGUUAUCUCAAGCCUCGAAUAGCCCGGUUGGUGAAGGUGAUAGAGAAAGAUUAAAUGGAAGACCACCAAACGUUCCUAGGUAUAAUGGUGAAUAUGGUGAACCAUAUGGAUAUAGUACAGGGAUGAUACAUCCUCCUGAACCUCCAAGGCGAGAUUGGAGAGAUCUGUUUAUCAUGGCUGUCAUCUCUGGUGGGGUAGUGUAUGGCUUGACUGCAUUAGCGAAAAAAUACCUCUUACCUCACUUACAACCUCCUUCCACAACUUCGUUCCAAGAUACUUCUUCAGCUUUGACUCAAUCAUACGAUGAAGCCGCGAAACUUCUUACCGACUUGACGGAUCAAACCACGAAACUACAAUCGUCGAUCGAAGAAGACAGGGAAAGGGUCGGAAACGUUGUGGGUGAAGUUGAAGAAGCGCUUAGAAGUGUAAGGGAUAGUGAAGAGAGAUGGAGAGAGGAGAUGAGAGAUAUGAGAAGUGAAGUUGAGAGUGUAAGGGAACUUGUGCCGAAGAUGAUAGAGAAACAUUCUGCAUCACAAUCAAUGGCAUUAUCUGAUCUUCAAAAUGAAUUACGUUCACUGAAAACACUGUUGUUAUCUCGUCAAAACCAAAAUCAAGGUCCGAGUCAAGCUCAAUCGCAACAACCUCAGUCGAAUGGAUCCACGCAAUCAGGUGGAAUCAGUUCAACUACAGCAGCUGCUAAUGCAUUACUGACUCCACGAGGAAAAGGAAUUCCAGCUUGGCAAUUACCUUCUUCAUCAUCGUCAACAGGAACACCCAGUGGUAGUUCGACUCCCUUAAACGGAAGUGGAAUCUUGGAGAGGGGAGAUGAUAGACCCAAAGAGGAUGGAGUAUAG
This is a messenger RNA of Kwoniella shivajii, 1014 nucleotides long. RefSeq lists its product as uncharacterized. The record is from RefSeq and is a predicted model, not a curated record. Gene Ontology annotation, biological process: protein import into peroxisome matrix, docking. Lineage: Eukaryota; Fungi; Basidiomycota; Tremellomycetes; Tremellales; Cryptococcaceae. Gene Ontology annotation, cellular component: peroxisomal membrane; peroxisomal importomer complex. Gene Ontology annotation, molecular function: signaling receptor binding. The transcript has 5 exons. Bases 1 to 1014 code for a protein of 337 amino acids.